Messenger RNA from Striga asiatica, 342 nucleotides. The record is from the annotation of a GenBank genome assembly. Lineage: Eukaryota; Viridiplantae; Streptophyta; Magnoliopsida; Lamiales; Orobanchaceae.
AUGAGCAUAAUUUCGGCACUUUCGGGCUCCGUGGAAGCCGCUCAACAACGGGCCACGCUCGGGAUGGGAUUAGUUGCAGGAUAUUCAAGCCAUGGGUUCAGAACAAAAGAUUCUGAGUAUUUGAUGAACAAAUAUGCUAAAGACAGCUUCUUUUACUCCUCUCAAGAAACGGCAAACCCGACACUAGCAAAAUACAACGUUAUUAUUGAACUCUUUCCUUUGUCUUUGACACUCUACUAUUUACAGGAUUACAUGCUAAGCCACACUCUCGGUUCACCAAUUUUGAUUGCACCAAUUUUGAUUAAGGAAGCACAGUAUGAAUUGAUAAAAAUGAAGGCGUAG